UGCGCGUCGGCCUAACUUGGGAAGUGCUUCAGUGCUACGGUGCUCACUUUGCCACUCGACACGCAGCAGCAACAUGCAACUCCUUCUCGCCACCGCGGUCGCCAUCAUCACGGUCCACCAAGUGCACUCGAGCACCCCGACGACGAACGGCGGCACGUGCACCCAGGACGACGUGACGAUCAAUAGUGCGGUGUACGAUGAGACCGUGUGGGCCAACUGCACGAAUGCGGGUGCGACGUUGCAGACGACCAAGCUAGACGGCGCCGAGAGCAUCCAGAAGCUGUGUGCGUCGGCCACGUGCAAGUCGUUUGUGUCGUUGAUGGAGACGAAGGUGCCCAACUGCGUGUUGGCCGGCGACACGCCAGCGAACUCGAUCAACUUGAAGACGGCAUUCUUAAUGUCGUAUGGCUGCACACCCGCCGCCGCGGGGGCGCCGUGCACGCUCAUUGACACGGUGACCAUGAUGAUGGCUGGCAGCACGCCAGUGUGGGCCAACUGCUCGACGUUCCUCAAACUGGACGCUGAUGCAACGAUCGAGAAGGUCAUGCCGGACAAGACGGCCAACGCCACGUCCCUUCCGACGGGAUUCUGUACCUCAACGUGUCCGCUGUUCAUCUUGUCGGUGAUGAAGGCGCUCCCGUCGUGCACCAUCGGUGGUAUGAACAUCUCGGAUCCGACGACGAUGUACACCCUUUGCCCCAACGUCAAGCCCUCGGCCGCCUCGACGAAAAGUGUUUUUCUGUGGAGCUACGUGGUGCUGCUUCUCACGGCCUUCGCCACCCACCUCUAAUUUGAUGGCGUCAACUAGUACGAUACGAUGCAUAAUACACUCGCACACUUUGCAUAUACGUUGCACAGUUUUAGCAAGGCCAUAACUUUUACGUAAAUUUUAUGGCCUUGGCUCUAGCAUGGCGGAAG
This is a messenger RNA of Saprolegnia diclina VS20, 918 nucleotides long. RefSeq lists its product as hypothetical. The transcript has a single exon. Lineage: Eukaryota; Oomycota; Saprolegniomycetes; Saprolegniales; Saprolegniaceae. The record is from RefSeq and is a predicted model, not a curated record. The coding region runs from base 74 to 790 and encodes 238 amino acids.